This is a messenger RNA of Gallus gallus (chicken), 1241 nucleotides long. RefSeq lists its product as uncharacterized. The record is from RefSeq and is a predicted model, not a curated record. Gene Ontology annotation, cellular component: membrane. The transcript is spliced from 4 exons. Lineage: Eukaryota; Metazoa; Chordata; Aves; Galliformes; Phasianidae. Bases 27 to 1241 code for a protein of 404 amino acids.
CUUCACUUUGGCCUGGGCCAUAGAUCAUGGCUUUGGUGUUGGUUCUCGCCUUGUUGGUGAGGGCGCUAAUUGUCAGUGGCAGUGACCAUGCGGUCAUGCUUGAGCGCGUGCAGCAGCACGAGAAAGAGCAGAGGAACGGGGAGCAGAGCUGGGUGGACAUGUCGGCUCUGCUCUUUACUCUGCUGCAUUACUGGAAGAUCUGGUUCUGUACGGGACUGUUUGUCUUCCUCUUUUGGAAUAUGUGGCGGUCCCUAAAAAGGAAGCAGCAUGAGGAAGGGGGACAGCAGGAACAGCAAGAACGGGAGGAACAGGUGGAAGAGGUGGAACGUGAGGAACAGCAGGAGCAAGUGGAAGAGGAGGAACAGCUGGAACGGGUGGAAGAGCUGGAACAGGAGGAUCAGGUGGAACAUGUGGAACAGGAGGAACAGGAGGAACGGGAGGAUCAGGGGGAACAGGUGCAGCAGGAGGAACAGGUGGAAGAGGUAGAACAGGAGGACGAGGAGGAAGAAUACUUCCAUCAUUCAGCACUGACCAGAUACAUUGCACGGCGUGCCUGGGAAAAGAUGCAAGGAAAGGCCACCAAGUGCGUGCUGGUGGAGGAGCUGAUGAGCGACCUGCUGCAGACCUACACAUUUGUCUGUUCAAACAGCUUCUACCCGGUGCUGCAGCCUGCCAUUGGGGUGGGCAGCGCCUUUGAAGGCUGGAGUCCCUGUGAGGAGGACAUUGUGUACCGCCUGCUCGUGCCCAUUAAGGCCCCCAUGGGCACGUCUUCCACCCGGAGCUGGCAAGGCAACCUGGACAUCUUCCUGAGCAGCCAGAACGCAGAGGCCGUCUUUACGCCCAGCACAACAUGGCCGCAGAGCUGCGCUGUGGCGGAAAGGAAGUACUUCGAGUACGUGGCCAGGACCGCUGGACCCAACAGCUGCCACCUGGUCUGCCUGAGGCUCUUUGCUCACAUCCUGGUGGGCAUGGGCUUUUCCACCUACGCCAUCAAGACUCUUCUCCUCCACCUCCUAGCCAUCAUCCCUUUGGAGGACUGGCGCAGGAGGCAUUUCCUGAGCCGGCUGGAGAAUCUCCUGCAGUACCUGCAAUACUGCCUGAACGAUAAAGCCUUCCAAACAGCCAGCCCGCUCAACCUCUUCCAGCACCUGGAGCAGGACCCGGACGCCCACUCCCGGGUGCUGCGUGACUUCAAGGAGCUGAAAGAUCGCCUCUUCAGACUGCUGCUGUUUGGACGCUGA